CGGCUUAAUUGAGCGUCACUGAGAAAUGGCGUUUAGUAAAACUAACGAUUAUUGAAAAUCAAAUCUGCAUUUAUUGUGAAAACCAAUAUAUCUUCCAAAUGAAAGAUGUCUGGAACUGAUUUUUCUUUGAAUACAGAAGCUAUAGAACGUCUGGAAAGCAUUUUAAAUGACUCCUUUUAUCGAGAAGCAGUUGAAAGCUCUGCAAAUUACAAUACUCGCCUAUGUAUAGAAAGAAAGACUAGAUUACCAUUUUUAGAUGCACAAACAGGUGUAGCCCAAAGUGAUUCCAGUUUAUGGAUGCCGAAAUGGCAAAGAAUGCCUGGUCAGAACUUUGGCCAGUUGUACAGCUACCCAGUCAAAAGGUGGAAGAAAAAAAGAUGGCAGUACUUAAUGAAUGAUAGAUACAUUCCACAAAAAGUGAAAGAUGCUGAUCAUGUCAGUGAAGCAGAUGCUAGCCAUAUCGCAGUAGUAGAAAAUCUAGUGACUCGUUUGGAAGAAGGUGAAGAAAACAGUGUAGAUAAAGUAACUGAGGACUCUAAAGACUCGUGGUGUAAGGAUUUUGAAGAUGUCAUUGAACCUCCAGAGCUAGGUGAACCCGAAGAUCUUGAUUCGGAUUAUGAUGAAUUUGAGGAAAGCUACAGUAGGAGAAAAAGAAAAAAGUUCGGUUACAGAUAUUACCCUGUUCUUACAGCUGAGUUGAGGCAAUGCCAAAACCCCGUAAUGUCGAGUUUGACCACACGAGGAAAAAAGAAGGGGGAACGAGUAGAAUAUUCUCAAGCUGAUAAGCCUUACAGCUGUGAAAUCUGCGGUGCCCGGUACAAGACCCGGCCAGGACUAUCAUACCACUACUCUCACAGUCACAACAACUCAGAUACUGCUGACGAGGAGCAGAGCUAUGCUUCUCCUAAAUCCACUACUUCUAAACCCACUUCCUCUACCUCGUCAGCUGGAGGAUCGGCCGAUGACCCACUGGCAGGUUUGAGGAAAUUUCAGGACAGCUUCUUGUCUUUCCUAAAGAAGCCUGGUAAUGACCAGAAAAGCGCUUCAGGAAAGCCUCUGGCAUCUCCAAGUCCUUAUUGUGACUUCUGUCUAGGAGAUAAUGUAGAGAACAAAAAAACAAGACAAGCAGAAGAGCUUGUAUCUUGUGCAGACUGUGGACGAUCUGCACAUCCAACUUGCCUUCAGUUUACUCCAAACAUGACAAUCUCGGUAAAAAAAUACAGAUGGCAGUGUAUUGAAUGUAAAUCUUGUGGCCUGUGUGGAACUUCAGAUAAUGAUGACCAGUUGCUGUUUUGUGAUGACUGUGACCGAGGUUACCACAUGUAUUGCUUGAAUCCUCCAUUGUCCGAGCCACCAGAGGGUUCAUGGAGUUGUCAUCUUUGUAUCGAAGAAUAUCAUGGUGGAAAGAAGAUACAGUAAAAUUAAUUUCAAGACCUGUUGUAAUUGUUUACUGCUCUUUAUGACAUUAAUAUAUGUGUCUUGAGGUCUCACAUUAAAAUAGAUUUCAGUCAACAUCACUGAGUAAACACAUUUGUUAUAGGAUACUCCAGUUAUUUUUAUUUUGUGAUACAGGUGUUAUGAUUUGUUGGAAGAAAGUUAAGAAAAGCUGUGAAUAGAUUUAAAUUGUUUGUAAGUACGUUUGAGGGCCAAAAGUAUUCACACUUAAGAAAAAUUUAUAUGAUUGAUUGGUAAAGUAUUUAUUGUGUUGUUUUGUAUUUUUUUAUCUUAAAGAAAUUUAUUUUAAAUACAAAAUAAGAAAAUGGUCAGUUUUCAAAGAUAAAUGAUGAUAGCUAUUUUUAAGCCAAUUCCAAUUUAUUAAUUUCCUAAUUUAGAGAUUUUUUGUAUGUAGUGGAAAAAUUAACCUACACCCCUACUGAAUAUAAAAUGUAAAACACCUUAAAUCAUUAUUAGUGCUUACAAAACAAUAAUGAAUGUGUUGUAAGCAAAGGGAAGUAAUGAUUUUUUUUAUUUUCUUGCCCAGCUUUUGCUUUGGUAAGCUUUUCCCUGCAAGCAUACACACAUAAUACGAUGGAGAAUGUCUUAUAAAAAUGUGAUUAAUACUGACAUAAAAAAUAACAUUCUAGUAGUGAGAAAUUGCUUAUAAAAUGUGUGUAUCUUUAUCUUUCUUGCAAAACUCUCAAAAUAUUUUUGUACAAUUUAUUUUGUUUUUUUUUAAAUUAUUGAAACUGUGGAUGAAAUAAAAUUUAUUUUAUUAUAAUGACUAAGGUUUAAAAAAAGUUGUAUUUUUCUGUAACAAAUGUGUUAUGUAGUACUUACUUUUUGUAAUUUUUUUAGUGUGUUCUAUUUUUACUAGUAAACAUUUACAGUUUCACCAUGCAUUUCCAAACCUGUUUGUAGGCUGUGUAUUUUUAUGCUUUUUGUAUUCUUAAGAAUUUCUUGGGAACUUGAUGACUUGGAACUCCUGCUGAAAUCUUAAUAUCAAAUCUAUCUACAUGGUGAGUUGUGUAACCAAUGUGUGUGUGCAUGUGUCAUUGUAUAUUUGCAACAAAUGAUUACACAGUUGUUUAAAGAAGAGUUUAUGCAACUUUGCACUGAAUACCUUUAAAGUUUCUUCAUCAGAAAGAUUUCUGAAAGUUGAUGUAGAUGAAGUAAUGUGUCAUUGUGUUUUCAGAAGACAUCAUCCUUGGAAAAUCAGUAAUUUGAAAAAAAUAAUUAUAUUUUUACCAGUUUUUUAUUUUGUAUACUUGAAUAGUGUUGGUUAGUUUGUAUACAAUGGACAUUUUUAUCUUUAAACCAUAUGCAUUGUUUUCCUUUUCAUACUUGGUGAAAUAUAUUGCUUUAAAUCUGAAAUAGUUCAGUUGGGUAAAAAUAUUUUUGAAGCCGUAGAAUGGAUCAUUAAUAGUUUUUCAUUCUUUCUGUCGUUUCUGAUUGAAUAUAUGUUAAUUAUGUAUAUCGCUUGUUUUUAAUACUUCACUGUAACAUUUUGCUUGGUACUUCAAGGUUUGGAAUUAAUAAAUUAAAUAUCUAAUUAGAAAUUAGUUGAUUAGAAAAUAAUUCAAAACAUGAAUAUCAGAAUAGAUAGGAAACAAGCCAUUUCAGUAACAAGUUAAAAUGUAUUACUGUGCAUUUUUCUUGCCAUCUGAUUGUGAUUUGUGUGUACUAACCGUCCUUUUAAUAGAUAUAUAUAUAUAUAUUUGGUAAAUAUUGGUAGCUAAAGGUCUCAGAAAACAAUACACAUAGUUUAAUGUCUUGCUAUUCUGUUUACAUAUGUAUAUAUAUGCAAGUAACUUUUUACCUCUUUGUUGAUAAGUGAAUAAGCAUAUAAAAUAACUUGGUGAAGCACCAGUUACCUUCAGUGAAAUUUAUUAAGCUUGUAAAAUAUCUAUACAGCACCACUGGUUGAGUAUUUUCUUACCGUUUCAAGUGGAAGACUUAUUGCUGAUAAAGUGAAGACUAUGCCAUAAGCCUUGAUGUUCUGGUUUGUCAGUUGAUGUGGAUGUCACAUUUUAUAAUUAAAUAUCCACUGUCACUGAUCUUUGUUUUUGCUGGCAGAUCAGGAAACACUUAGCAUGCGAAAAGGUCUAACAGUUGUCACUUGUGAAUUGUCAGUUCAAGAUAAGCAUUGUAAUACAAAAUAACUGUCAUCUAAUUAUUGCAACUUUGGAUUGGUGCAGUUGUUUGAUCUCUUAGGUAAAGUUGCAUUUUGAUCACAUUUGGAGAAAGUAUUGCCGCUUGUACUUGUAUGAACAUGUGUCUAGCUUUCUGUCAGGUACCAAGAAUGAUGUUUAAAUCAAAAGGUAAUAACAUGAAUAUUUUAAUCAAAUAUUUCA
Limulus polyphemus (Atlantic horseshoe crab) is the source of this 3791-nucleotide messenger RNA. RefSeq names its product zinc finger protein DPF3-like. Gene Ontology annotation, cellular component: nBAF complex. The transcript is spliced from 11 exons. Gene Ontology annotation, biological process: nervous system development. The record is from RefSeq and is a predicted model, not a curated record. Lineage: Eukaryota; Metazoa; Arthropoda; Merostomata; Xiphosura; Limulidae. The coding region runs from base 106 to 1419 and encodes 437 amino acids.